AAAGAUGAUCCGGGCAGUGUUGUGUAAAGAAAGCGAACGGGUUUCCCAUAGCAGAACCCAUGUUGAUUAAAGACACGGUUCGUGGACGGAAAGACAAGAACAAAGUUCAGAUUCCAAUUUUCUCUUCAUAAGCUAUCAAAGAAUAUAAAUAAAUUACUUCUUACCCCUCAAUUUUCAAAUUUCUUCCCAUUCCAGAUUGCUGAUCUUGCAAUGGAGGUGGACGGAGGGAGUAGUUUAGCAGGUGCUAGAGAAGCUCAAAGCAUUCGUAUGCAAUCUGGGCGCUCAAUGGUUUUCUUUCAGUUUACACAACAAAAUCUCCCGGCUUGUAAACCUGUAUUAACACCAGCGUGGGUUAUUACAAUAUUUUUAUUGGUGGGCUUCAUUUUCAUUCCUACAGGGUUUGUGACUCUUCAUGCUUCUCACAGUGUUAUUGAAAUUGCAGACCGUUAUGAUAUCGAAUGUGUACCUGAGGUAUUCAAAAGCAAUAAGCUUUCAUAUAUUCAAAAUAGCUCAAUCCCCAAAAACUGUUCCUGGUUUCUGAAGGUUCACAAGUAUAUGAAAGCCCCAAUUUACAUCUACUAUCAACUUGAUAACUACUAUCAGAAUCAUCGACGGUAUGUAAAAAGUAGAAGUGAUUGGCAACUCUUACAUGGAUUGAAGCACAAUGAGACAACUUCUUGUCAACCUGAAGAGUUCAACCAUGGUCGCCCAAUUAUCCCUUGUGGGUUAAUAGCAUGGAGUUUAUUCAAUGAUACAUUUAAGUUUAUUCGUGAGAGAACAGAAUUGAUGGUCAAUCGUAAGAAUAUAGCAUGGAAGAGUGAUCGUGAUCACAAAUUUGGCAAACAAGUAUAUCCCUUUAAUUUUCAAAAUGGGACCUUUAUCGGUGGUGGAAGUUUGGAUCCAAGUAUUCCUCUGAGUGACCAAGAGGAUUUAAUUGUGUGGAUGCGAACUGCUGCUCUUCCUAGCUUCAGAAAAUUGUAUGGAAGAAUUGAAGAGGAUUUGGAUGAAGGUGAUUUGUUAGAAGUCCGCAUAAUGAACAACUACAACACUUACAGUUUUGGAGGGAAAAAGAAGCUUGUUCUUUCAACAUUGAGCUGGUUGGGUGGGAAGAACGACUUCCUGGGUCUUGCCUAUGUCUUUAUUGGCUGCUCAUCUAUAAUAAUCUCCAUUGUAUUUAUGCUGCUUCACGUGAAAAAUCCCAGGCCUUACCGCGAAACAGCUUAUUUGUCUUGGAGCCGGAAAAGUAUUUCUGGGUGAUGUUGCUUUUGAACGCCUGGUUUGGUUUAAAAUGCUGCCACCGCAUGUAUUGAUCUGAUUUUCAACCAUUUAUUACAGGAUGCAAUUUAGAAAGAGAAUUGGGAUUUCAUGAGUUAUUUACAAAUGCAAAACUUUUGUUGUGUUUUCAACAUCCCAGUCUCAUUUAUUAGUAAAUAUUUAGGAAAAGAAAGGUUACCAUGUCAAUACUAGUAUAUCCUUUUAAACUUAUUACAGAUUGAUGAUUUUAUUCUUCAGUGGAGACUGAGAGCCUCUGCUACAUUUAUUCCAUGUAUUUGUUUCUUGUGUAAGAAAUGAAGAAAAAAUAUUCUUUAA
Mangifera indica (mango) is the source of this 1590-nucleotide messenger RNA. RefSeq names its product putative ALA-interacting subunit 2. The record is from RefSeq and is a predicted model, not a curated record. The transcript is spliced from 9 exons. Gene Ontology annotation, cellular component: endoplasmic reticulum; plasma membrane; Golgi apparatus. NCBI's taxonomy places the organism in Eukaryota, Viridiplantae, Streptophyta, Magnoliopsida, Sapindales, Anacardiaceae. Bases 211 to 1257 code for a protein of 348 amino acids.